Blepharisma stoltei is the source of this 669-nucleotide messenger RNA. NCBI's taxonomy places the organism in Eukaryota, Ciliophora, Heterotrichea, Heterotrichida, Blepharismidae. The record is from the annotation of a GenBank genome assembly.
AUGACAGAUCAUCCUAUUAGGAUUCAUGGGCUUAAUCUUUCGCCUCCUUGCAGAAUAGUAAUGAUAUUUUGCAAGCUCCACAAUAUCCCUUAUGAGCUUGUCGUUGUUGACCUAACAAAAGGAGAGCAUAAGUCUCCAGAAUUUUUAGCUAUAAAUCCUUAUGGUCAAGUUCCAGCAAUAACUCAUGGUAGCUUCAGUCUAGGAGAAUGCGGCGCAAUUAUUUAUUAUUUAGCUGAAGCUUUUCAUACUGACUCUCAAUGGUUUCCUUCAAAUCCUCAGCUUCGAGCAAUUAUUAAUUCUUCACUCCACUGGCAUCAUACAAAUACUAUGAAAGCUCUAACACCUUAUCUUUUCGAGAAAAUAGUAGGGCCAAGAUUCUUUGGAAGACCUCAAAUAACAGUUGAAAAGGAGGCUGAAGUUACUGCAAAUUUAGAUGCCUUCUUAAGAAGGAUCGAUACAAUCUUUGAAAGUGGAGUGUAUAUCGCAAGAACAAGCAGCCCGACAAUUGCUGAUAUCUUGCUAUUUAGCUAUUUGUCUCAGCUAGAAAUGGAAAAUUUCGAUUUCGGUCCUUACAAAUCUGUCAGAAAAUGGUAUGGAGAAAUUGAUAGCAUUCCUGCUGUCAGAGAAGUGCAUGAGCCUUUGAGGCAAUUUAUUCAAAAUGUGAGUUAA